Messenger RNA from Emericellopsis cladophorae, 942 nucleotides. RefSeq names its product nuclear pore complex. Gene Ontology annotation, cellular component: nuclear pore outer ring; COPII vesicle coat. Gene Ontology annotation, molecular function: structural molecule activity; protein binding. The record is from RefSeq and is a predicted model, not a curated record. The coding region runs from base 1 to 942 and encodes 313 amino acids. The transcript has 4 exons. Lineage: Eukaryota; Fungi; Ascomycota; Sordariomycetes; Hypocreales; Bionectriaceae. Gene Ontology annotation, biological process: COPII-coated vesicle budding; positive regulation of TOR signaling; protein import into nucleus.
AUGACCGAGACUGCAAUCGAUAAGUCCGCCCAGGUGAUCUCCAACUCGGGUCACGAUGACAUGAUUCACGAUGCUGUUCUCGACUACUACGGCCGAAAACUCGCCACCUGUUCUAGCGACCGAACGAUCAAGAUCUUUGAAAUCGAAGGCGAAUCUCAGCGUCUAACCGAGACACUCAAGGGUCACGAAGGUGCUGUCUGGUGUGUGGCAUGGGCGCAUCCCAAGUACGGCAACAUCCUCGCCUCGGCAGGCUACGACGGCAAGGUCUUUGUCUGGAAGGAGCAGGGCGCCCAGCAGGCCUCCAAAUGGCAGCGCAUCUACGAAUCCUCCGUCCACAAGGCCUCGGUCAACAUUGUCGCCUGGUCACCCCACGAGGCCGGCUGCCUACUCGCCUGCGCGUCGAGCGACGGAAACGUGUCGGUUCUCGAGUUCAAGGAGGGCGCGGUGGAUAGCACGACGCUGCACGCGCACGGCCUGGGCGUCAACUCGGUCUCGUGGGCGCCCGCGCUGACACCCGGCUCCAUCGCGAGCAGCAACCCCGGCCCGGGUGCCUCGGGCAACAGGCGCUUCGUGACGGGCGGCUGCGACAACCUGCUCAAGGUCUGGACGUUUGACGUGGCCAGCGGGACCUACGUGCAGGAUGGUGAGGCGCUGGCGGGCCACGGCGACUGGGUGCGCGACGUGGCGUGGAGCCCGACGGUGCUGCAGAGGAGUUACAUUGCGAGCGCCUCGCAGGACAAGACGGUGCGGGUCUGGACGUCGGACCAGGGCGGCGGCGCCAAGUGGGAGAGCAAGGUGCUCAACUUUGAGGCGCCCGUGUGGCGCGUCAGCUGGUCGCUGAGCGGCAACGUGCUGGCCGUGAGCGGCGCGGACAACAAGGUCAGCCUGUGGAAGGAGAACCUACGGGGCGAGUGGGAUCUGGUCAAGUCCAUUGAGGAAUAG